AUGAACAGACAUAGACAUCAGCAAAGGGCCCAACGAUUACCCCGCCAAGCUUUGCACCGACGCAGAAAUGGCAAUGAGUUAACAGUAGCCAGGUUACAAGAAUUGCUCACUGAGGAUCCAAACACAAUUACUUUCAGUCUGAGUUCAAGCCAGCCUUCCCUCAAGAGACUUCUCAACCAACCUUUUGACUAUGGCUUUGCAGAAUUGUUUGUAAAAGUUCUUAAAAAAAGUAUGAAAAGUGUUUCCUUAACAGAAAAGAAUAAUGAAAUUCUUUCAUUACUUCUGCAUACAAAGUUCCCUUUGUAUAUUUCUCAGCUAAUUGCAGAAAUCAAUCUUUCCAAUGAAGGACUUGUUGAAUUCUUAUCGAAUAUCAUGUAUAUCCUGAAGACAAUUCUCAGUCAUAACCCAAAAAAAGAAAAAAUUGCUAUUGUCAAGGCAAUAGGACUUCCAACUGGUCAUUGGUUCAAAUGUCCAAAAGGUCAUUUCUAUGUGAUAGGUGAAUGUGGCGGGGCAAUGCAACGUGCUAAUUGUCCAGAAUGUGGUUUGACUAUUGGAGGAGAAAACCAUGCACUGGAAUCCGGUAAUACCCUUGCAUCAGAAAUGGAUGGAGCUCGAUAUGCUGCCUGGUCUGAUCAAGCCAAUAUGGAAAAUUAUGUUUUUGAUAACAUUUAA
Messenger RNA from Acanthosepion pharaonis, 672 nucleotides. Lineage: Eukaryota; Metazoa; Mollusca; Cephalopoda; Sepiida; Sepiidae. The record is from the annotation of a GenBank genome assembly.